This is a messenger RNA of Schistocerca cancellata (South American locust), 501 nucleotides long. RefSeq lists its product as uncharacterized. The record is from RefSeq and is a predicted model, not a curated record. NCBI's taxonomy places the organism in Eukaryota, Metazoa, Arthropoda, Insecta, Orthoptera, Acrididae. Bases 97 to 501 code for a protein of 134 amino acids. The transcript is spliced from 4 exons.
AAACGUUCUACUUUCUGUGAAAUUUGAAUCUAGAAAUCAGUACGAGUUUGCUGAAUACCAAGUAGCUUUUCCUGGGUCGCGAAGAGGGAUACAACAAUGCAAGCUGUACAGUACAAACCAGUCUACGGCAGGAACUUCGUAAAAGAAAACACGAGAAGUAAGGGCGAGAAUGCAUCACCAGACUUUAAAGUUAGAACUUUCACUCCGGCACUGUCGCGCUCUAAGCCAGACAGAUGUAUAAGAAGGAACUCUAAAGUAUCAACUCCAAAGAACAAAGCACUGGUUGCAUCUUUGCAUGGUAUUUUCAACAAAUCUCGUUCAGCAAGUAGAAGAAAAUAUUUACCAAGAUACCAUAGAUCUCAUCAGGAAGAGCGUCAGAAAGCAAAGCCAAGCAAUUCAUCCCAGUAUAGCGCUCCUCUUAAUCUUCAGAAGAAGCAACUAUCUGUAUCACUAAGAAAAAGUAAGAAACAGAAAUUUCACUCUCCUCUUUUGUUUACGUAA